AUGUCAAGCUCCUCCUCCCGGAUGCCCUGCGUACUGCACCCCAACAAAUCGAGAUUCCCACUGCAUCCCCUCUGGAACCGCCUGUGCAUUGGCCAUGGUUCGUAUCACUUCGCGUUGAUCCUGGACAAGGCUGCAUUCAGGUCAAAAUCUACGUGGCCAACCUGCAGCGUUGCUUUGGCGUCUGUGACCACACGAAGUGGGUUGGUGAAACGACCAGCCUCAUACAUCUUGACUGCGAUCCCCUUUAAGACAGCGUCCCCGCAGACGUUGGAGUCGACCAAAAUCUUCGCCUCGUCGUCAAACUUGCCCUUCAAGGUGAAGUACUCCUGA
Prorocentrum cordatum is the source of this 330-nucleotide messenger RNA. The record is from the annotation of a GenBank genome assembly. Lineage: Eukaryota; Dinophyceae; Prorocentrales; Prorocentraceae.